Messenger RNA from Paramormyrops kingsleyae, 2613 nucleotides. The record is from RefSeq and is a predicted model, not a curated record. NCBI's taxonomy places the organism in Eukaryota, Metazoa, Chordata, Actinopteri, Osteoglossiformes, Mormyridae.
CGAAGGGGGCAAGGAGACAAGCUGAGGGACAGACGAAGGGGACGAGGAGGGAGUCGGAGGGAGCACCAGCAAAGGCAAGGAGGGGGGGGAAGCUGCAGCAAGUCACAGUGCAGCCAUAGCUGGCAACGGCGCCGUCCAUUGACGCGCCGGAGCAGGGGGACCCGCAGGCAACCGACGAAGAGUCGGAGGCGGGACCGAGGCCAGGCAAUGAGGCAUUGGAGGGGAACCCGCAGGCGACCACCGACCUGGAGCCCCAGGAUCCACAGGCGCCCCCCGAGCCCCAGCCAAGGCAAGUGAGGGCAAGCCAGGGGGCAGGGCGGGCAGGAACCUGGCCCUGCAUCUGUGACCUCUCCCUUUUCUGGUUACUCAAAGGUGGGGCUCAUGAGGGGAUCGCCCUCGCUGGGGCGAGGGCCUAGGAGACAACAAGGGGGUCCCUGAGGGGUCCCACUCAAGUUCCUCCUCCAAGGAGAAUGGGGUGGUGGUCAGGAGGUCCGGGACCUCCUCGGGGACAUGGACAGGGGUUACAGGCAAGAGGGCAGGAGUCACUCAUGCAAGAGUCACAGGGGCAGAUGGAGCCGUGGCCUGAGCAACUGGCGGCGCUGGGACCUCAGGCGUGGGCGGAGCCGUAGAGGGACAGCCGGCGAGGGCGAAGCGGAAGCCGCAUCGGGUGUUGCUGCGGGCGGCGCCGGGACAGCUGGCGUGGCUGCGGGUGCUGCAGGAGGUGCCAGCAGGACAGGCAGGACAAGAGCGUCAGGCGCCGGCAAGACAGGCGGGACAGGCAGAUCAGGCGCUGGCAAGACAGCUGAAAAAAGAAGUUCCACCCUGAAGACAUUCAGAUAUUUAAGAGGACAAACGGGAGGAUCCAUCACCAUCCCGUGUUUCUAUGGUCAAGAGCAUAAAAACCGUGUGAAAUCCUGGUGUAAAUCAGGAAAUCGCCCCACCUGCACAUCAGCUACUAAAGCGACACAAACCAAGGGGACCAUCACUGAUGAUCCCGAUAACUUAGUCUUCCUAGUUACCAUGAAGAACCUGCAGCAGCUGGAUUCUGGAAAUUAUUGGUGUUUUGUGGGUGAAGGAAGAACUAAGGAAACGUCUGACAGUCUGCUCUUCCUGGUUACUCCAAAUGCUCAGAGUGUGAGGACUGAGAGCUGGGUUUCUGCACCAAGAGGAGGAUCUGUCACCAUCCCAUGUUACUAUGACCAAAAUGAUAAAGAUAAAACCAAAUACUUGUGUAGAGGAUAUGAAUGGGAUUCCUGCUCCAGAAUAGCACAGUCAGAUGGGGAACAGAGUAGAGGGACAGUGUCAGUCUCUGAUGACCGUGACCAAAUGGUGUUUAAUGUGACCAUAAGGGACCUGCAGGAGGAGGACUUUGACUAUUACUGGUGUGCUGUGGAGGCGUCUGCAGCACAAAGCGAUCGUGCCGUUAUGCCCCUGAUAGUCCGGGAAGAAAUUCAUGUCCCGUCUACACCACAGACAGAAUGGAACCAUCGUACAGCACUGAGAAAUGCUGUCCCUUCUCCUACUCCUUUGACAUUAAAGUCAUCUGAAAAGAACUUGACAAGGUCCCAUGAAAGGGGGCAGAAUCGGUACAUUGUGGACUGCCUCAUCCUCUCAAGCUUCGUCAUUAUAGCUAUGCUGCGAACAUGGUACUGCUGCAAGAGUAAUGGACAGGAAGACAUGAGAGCUAAACAGGCCAAGUCUGCAUUGCGGAGAAGGGGGAUUUGACACAAGCAAAAACUCCCUCUUUCAUCCAUUCUGUGGUCCAUUUUCUUUUAUCUGUUUAAAAUGCUUUUGUCUGUGUUGAAUAUUGUCACUGCAUAAAUUUCAAAAUAUAAGCUAAAGAUUCACACUAAGCAUGUGAUGGAAAAUGUGCAGCAUGUUUUAUUUGCAAACAUGUAUUGAUGAAUGUGUCACUUGAUGCUGGGUGUGAAGAUUGACACUCUGUCACUGCUGGCUUUAGCAGUUUUUCCCCCCUUUGAAGCUGGUGACCCACACUUACCACACAGCAAAUGUGCCAGUGUUAAAUUAACACUGCAUGGUGUCUAUAUGUGACCACACCAUUCAGUGUUACCUUUAACACUUUUCAGUGUACAGUGAGUGUUGUUUUUACAGUGUUAAUAUUUAUUAACUCUUAUAGUGUUCAAUUUACAACCUAGAGUUUUAGGACAACGUGUCUCCACCUCUUCCCAAAUUGCAAGCCCCUAUGGGUGGCAUACAAGUACAAAAUGGGUGACCCAUAUCCGCCCUAUUUUAAUGUGCACUCAUUUGAACUCAUUUGGGCAUUCAGCUGCUGUGUUUUACUAACCCACCAUAAUAAGAAAGACUUAGACCAAUAUAGCCUUUUUUCUUUUUAUGCAAGUUUUAUUUCAGUUCAGCUCAUAAUAAUCAAAAAACUGUGCUGAGAAUCCUCUGUGGUAUGAAAGUGUGUGAAAUGUAUGGUACCAAACACAGAUUUUGAAGCUAGAUUCUUUUAGACUGCAGCACAUAGUUAUUUAGAAGGGCUGAAGGAGUGUAUUUCCGCUAAAGCAGAUAUAAUGGGUGGUGACCUCGUUGCUUUUAGACCACAACUUGCGAUAGAACAAAUCAAAUCACUUUGCUCAUUUAAUAAUAAGA